Messenger RNA from Fusarium pseudograminearum CS3096, 2958 nucleotides. RefSeq lists its product as uncharacterized. The coding region runs from base 1 to 2958 and encodes 985 amino acids. The record is from RefSeq and is a predicted model, not a curated record. NCBI's taxonomy places the organism in Eukaryota, Fungi, Ascomycota, Sordariomycetes, Hypocreales, Nectriaceae. The transcript is spliced from 6 exons.
AUGAAGAUUGAGUCGAUUCUCAACCAGUUCAAUGAACUAGAUACGGAAGCAAGAACCAGCAGAGAAAGCACACAGCCAGAUAGCGCACAAUGGGAACGAAGAGGUUCAUCAUUCCUGUCGUCGACCCCACCACCAGAGAGUACUCAGUCUAGAACGUCAAGUGUACGAUCCGACAGUCGAACUCGUACGCCUUGGGAUGCUGGAGGUUACUCUCUGCCUAGGGACAAUAUCUCGACCCCUUCUUCCCGAUCACCCUUCUCGACCGUCUCUUGGGGAGAGCAGCAGGAAAGUCAACGGUUGCAGAAUGCACCUAAUAACGCCCUAAGAAACGUUUCAGUGGAUGCAUCGGCUUCCUACACGUUGCCCGUUCGAAGAAUGGCUUCUACUCCAGAUGUUCAUCAAGAUGCAUGGACUCCAAAAAGCCACCACAGUGAAGGCCGUCCUUCCCAGCACAUACGAAGGUCGAGUCUCUGGACCGAUUACAAUACGUCUCCAGCGUCAGGAAGUCAUAAAAUUUCGGAUAGCCGCAGUAGCUUCUCAUCUUGCUGUUCGUCGACGUUCUCUGCCAAUCAUUCAAGAAUUUCAUCAGUGUCCACUAUCAACGGAAGUCAUGUCAUGGGUUCUGGAAUCGCCGACCUGGAGGCUAAACUAGAACGUUUACCAAGACUAUCAGCACCACUCCCACCAGUCGUUACUACUCCGUCCGGGAAACCAGAGAUACGCUUACCACAUACUGCUAAUGGGGUUGGCCCAUGGUCUUCUGGGAGCCCUUCUGACUCAAUUCUAGAGGCGAGGAUGGUAAGAAGGAAAUACAACCAAUUGUCAGGAGAUCAAAGCUACUUGAAGCCAAAGGACCAUCUAUUGAAGCCAGUGGAUCGUGUUCAUAAGCGUACCAUCUCAGCGCCAAACCCUGCCCACGGUUCUACUCAACCAUUUGGUCGGACAACGGCGACUCUACCACCACUUACGUCUAGGCAUUUUGAGACGGCAGCGCUUCCAUCACCACAGAUCAACACAGUCUAUGAGCGCCCAGGUCUUGAGCAGUAUCCUUGGAUACACUCAGAAGAACAUUCGCCAGCCCCCAGCAUGACUACCAAGUCCCCCUUCGAUCCGCAAGAGAGUGGCAGGAUUUUGCCCGAUAGAAGUAUACACGUGAUGCCCUAUUCCAACUCGAACGAUCGCGUUAUCGCAGCAUGCCGUCGCUUCAGAAAGGUUGAUGUCAACACACCUCUUGAGGGCGGCGACAUUUGUAUGGCAGUUGAAAACUGCACGACCGGCUCCGUUCCUCGCAAGGUUAUCUCACAUCUGUUUGGUCGCAACAAGGUCUGCACCCGUCGCAUACCUGAGCGUGUCUGGGUAUGCAUGUGCCGCAAGCACUAUCAGAGAAUCCGCUACCGCACAGGAGCCGACUUUAGCGUGACUCAGAUCGGUAUGGUAUACGAGCAGAUUGUCAGAAUGAUUUUUUGGAGUCGAGGAUUGGAGAACCCCAACGGAACCAACCAAGAAGGCAUCGCCAUUCGAUCAUGGACCUUCUCGAUUCGCAGGCGCGAGGUAAAGCGCAUGGCAGAUACAAACGGCCGAGACCUCGUUCCUCGUUGGAUCAUGCAAAGCCUUGGGGAGGGCAAGACGCACGACGAGAUUUUGGACGUCGUUGAGCGUCUUCACCAUGAAAUACAACAAGGAACACUCAAGGAUGUCCCCCCUGUUGAGUUUCUUCCAGAAGUUGUUGAUGCUUUCACAAAUGCACCUGCCCAACUUCAGACUCAAGUUGCAAAUGGAGGUGAAGUAUCUUUUGCCAGCCAUCCUGGCCGUUCAUUGAACACUGGCGACGCAACAGAGUCCCCUGUCUCAUUCGUCAAAGAAUCAUCUCCCCUCGAACCAGUUCAGGAGGAAAUAUACAUGAGCGAGCGUAGCAGCGAAAAAUCAACAUCUUCGACUACCCCUCCCGCUGUCUACGAAGGCUCUCGACCUGCCUAUCAUUAUCAGUCACAUAUCGACAAUGUGCCCAGCCGACGUACCUCUUACGCAUUCGGCUCUCGGUCCCCUUUCGCCGAUUCAGGCCCAGGCCCAGAUAUUGAUCGUCGAUCCAGUCUUGCCUACCAUGACAGUCAGAACCCAGUACCACCCUCAAUGAGCUAUUACAGUAUUAAUCGUCAGAUGCAGGCGCCCACGAUCGAUCACCGAGGUUCAUGCGAUAGUGAUCCUCUCCUUCAGACGGCCUACGGCGGUGGCUACCACCAUGGGCUGAGCGAGUUUGUACUGACAGACAGAACCCUCCCAAACCAUGCGGUUGCUGCGUCGGCAAUGGCCCGCGAUAAUCUUGCACCAUACGGAACGGGACACCUUACGCGCAGCAGCCGGGACAGCCAUGAGCUCCAUGCCUCGAUACCCGACCCGCAAUCUACUUCCGGCCCUCUGGACCAUCGUCCCUUCGGCUCCGGUUCAAGUCAAGGCCAAGCCAGUGUCUACUCGAAUCGAAAGCCAAUGGAACGUCAUUGCCAGACCAGAAUGAACAGCGCAGACACCUCUAUCUACCCAAAAAUACCCGAUGAACACUACUACAUCGAUGUCCCGCAUCUACAAACCCACCAGCCUUCUUGGUAUCCCCCCGAGACUGAGUGGAACGCUAGGAUCGGCCGCUCUAUGAACCAAUACCAGCAGCACACAUUGGCUUGCCCCGACAAAGCUAGCCUUUAUCAUUCGCACCAGUUCCCUAACGAGGAAUCUUCAGAGUGGUCUGGUACUGAUCGACCCGCCAGCAUUGGAAUUUCCACCAUGUAUCCAGCGGCGGUCUGUCACUCAGGUCACCCAAACGGAUCUUUGUCUAUGGGCGGUUUCGACGUCGAGCAUUCUCGCGGAAAUCUCAAGGCAUACCAGCACAAUUGGUCGGCUAAUGAAACCGACAAUGACCGGCAUGGUGCUCGAGCUUCUGAUAGUGGUCGCCAGGAAAGGGGAUAG